CGGCCAGCCAGAGUGACGGGAUGGCCGGGCGGGCGGCGCGACUGGUGCUGCUGAGCUUGGCCGCCACGCUCGCGGCCGGCUCCCAGGGGGACCGCGAGCCGGUGUACCGCGACUGCGUGCUCCGGUGCGAGGAGCGGAACUGCUCGGGGGGCGCACUGAAACACUUCCGCUCCCGCCAGCCAAUCUACAUGAGUCUAGCAGGCUGGACUUGUAGGGACGACUGCAAGUAUGAGUGUAUGUGGGUCACUGUUGGCCUCUACCUGCAGGAGGGUCACAGAGUGCCUCAGUUCCACGGCAAGUGGCCCUUCUCCCGGUUCCUGUUCUUCCAAGAGCCAGCUUCCGCCAUAGCCUCUCUCCUGAAUGGCCUAGCCAGCCUGGUGAUGCUGUGCCGCUACCGCGCCUCCGUGCCCACCUCCUCCCCCAUGUACCACACCUGCGUGGCCUUUGCCUGGGUGUCUCUCAAUGCUUGGUUCUGGUCCACAGUCUUCCACACCAGAGACACUGACCUCACAGAGAAGAUGGACUACUUCUGCGCCUCUGCGGUCAUCCUGCAUUCUGUCUACCUGUGCUGUGUCAGGACUGUGGGACUGCAGCACCCGGCCGUGGCCAGUGCCUUCCGAGCCCUCUUGCUGCUGCUGUUGACCCUCCACGUCUCCUACCUGAGCCUCAUCCGCUUUGACUACGGCUACAACAUGGGGGCCAACGUGGCUGUUGGCCUGGUGAACCUGGCAUGGUGGCUGGCCUGGUGCCUACGGAACCACCAGCGACUGCCUCACGCUCGCAAGUGCAUGGCAGUGGUCCUGAUGCUACAGGCGCUGUCCCUGCUGGAGCUGCUCGACUUCCCGCCCCUCUUCUGGGUCUUGGAUGCCCAUGCCAUCUGGCACAUCAGCACGAUCCCUGUCCACGUCCUCUUCUUCAGCUUUCUGGAGGAUGACAGCCUGUACCUGCUGAAGGAAUUGGAAGCCAAAUUCAAGCUGGACUGAAGACCCUGGGAGCAGACCUGUCCCCUUGCUGCCGGCUCCUUCCCCUUCCCCUUCUCCUUCCCCUUUGAGAUGAUGUGUUUUCUCCUUUGAGCUUCUUGAGCAUGGACUGUGAGGGCUGUGGACCCAGUGUCAUGUUGCCACCCACCCACCCCUUGAUGGCUGUCACCGCUGGUGGUGGCAUACUGGCCUCUGACGCAGGGAGAGGACAGCCCUCCUGUCCUUGAGGCUGAACCAGGCUGGGACCAAGUUCCUAGGUCUGCCUCUGUUGCCCCCCACCAAUACCCGCUCCACAUCCCUCACCCCUAUCUGUGGGUGCCCUGCCCUCCUCCAUGGCACCACUAGAUGGCACUGGAUGCCUUUUUUUGGAUGUCUAUUUUUUUUAGCUGCCCAAAUCUCCAGGGAUUCCAAGGACCCAGCUUGCUGGGACAAGGGCUGGGAAGAGGAUUCACCUUUCGCCUUGCCCCAGCCAUGCUAGUCUUCAGGGCCGGCCCCCCGAGGGUUAGAUUGCAGGGACGUGUUCUGGUUGAGAGCCGUCACACCAGCAUAUAGAGGAGUGUGGGCCACGCCUAAGGCGGAAGUGCCUGGAAGUCGGAGAGUGGGUUUGGGAGGCGGUGAGGGCCUGCGAGCCUCUGCCUGCAGUGCAGAGAACCAGGUGAUGUGUGUUCAGGGGGCAGAUGGGUGAGGGUGGUGUGCAGAAGGGAUAUAAACUGUGAGUGUGCUUGUGGGUGUGUGUCUAAAGGUAAAUGCACAUGCGGUGUACAGGCCACACCAUGGGGAAGGUGGAAGAAGGAUGGGGACCGAGUUGUCAUCAGCUGCACCUCAAGCACCAAGUCCGCCCAAGGCCCCAGCCCGGCCAGCCCCCAGGAUAAGCACAUGAUUUGAUGAACUCUGGGGUGCCGGCUGUGGGCUGUGGGAGGAGUGCCUGUUCACUGCCUUUUUGGGUCCCACUCCAAACCUCAGGAUCCCCAUUGCCUUGAGAGCACCCUUCACAGCUGGCCCUUUGAAUAGGAGGAAGGGAGAAGGUGCCUCCUCUCACCUCCUGCCUCCUUCCCUCCACAGGCCUCCAGUUCCCCAUUUUAGCCCUUUCCUUACAGCUUGUACUUUGUGGGAGGGGGCAUCAGGCAAAGGGGAAAGGGAGUGGAGUGUGUGUGGCUGAGUCUGGUUUUUGCCUUCCCCAGAGAAGCUCACUGCUUCAGAGUGGCCCCAGGAUGUGCAGGGGCCACCCGCCAGCCCCCAUCUGGACAGUGACACACAGCUGGGCUGUGGCUGCAGCAGGUCCCUCUGAGCGGGGAGGGGAGCUGCCCAAGCUUCCAGCCUCAGGGACUUAGGCAGCCUGCGUUAGGGUCUUUUGAUACUAAGAACUAUUUUAAGGCAGGAGAGAGCAAGGGAUAUGAUUAAUAAAUCAAUUCCCACCUUG
Messenger RNA from Jaculus jaculus (lesser Egyptian jerboa), 2400 nucleotides. RefSeq names its product post-GPI attachment to proteins phospholipase 3 (gene Pgap3). Gene Ontology annotation, cellular component: endoplasmic reticulum membrane. The coding region runs from base 21 to 983 and encodes 320 amino acids. Gene Ontology annotation, biological process: GPI anchor biosynthetic process. The record is from RefSeq and is a predicted model, not a curated record. Lineage: Eukaryota; Metazoa; Chordata; Mammalia; Rodentia; Dipodidae. Gene Ontology annotation, molecular function: hydrolase activity, acting on ester bonds. The transcript is spliced from 8 exons.